This is a messenger RNA of Fundulus heteroclitus (mummichog), 4432 nucleotides long. Its product is annotated as nascent polypeptide-associated complex subunit alpha, muscle-specific form. The record is from RefSeq and is a predicted model, not a curated record. Gene Ontology annotation, molecular function: RNA polymerase II transcription regulatory region sequence-specific DNA binding; DNA-binding transcription factor activity, RNA polymerase II-specific. Gene Ontology annotation, cellular component: nucleus. Lineage: Eukaryota; Metazoa; Chordata; Actinopteri; Cyprinodontiformes; Fundulidae. Gene Ontology annotation, biological process: regulation of transcription by RNA polymerase II. The transcript is spliced from 2 exons. The coding region runs from base 251 to 2665 and encodes 804 amino acids.
UUCCGGAACAGUAUCCUGCUGCUAGCUUUAAACGGCUAAUGACAAGCUAACUCAGGGGGGAUCCAUUUGCUGCGGCGAUAAGCGUUAAAAUCACCUCGACUCAAGACAGGCAGGGACUCCCUCAUGGCCGCAGCAGCGUGAAACCUUCCCGUGGACCAAGCCCUGGAUGCCAGGCGAACGCCAGUCGACCUCAUGGAGUAAACGGGCCUCAGCUUUCGCCGGUGAGACCAGAUGACCAGUGGACCCCGCCAUGAAACCCGUGGCCUACCAGAGCAUGCCGUCCUCGGUGAACGGCGUCCACCUGGAGCGCUUGCUGGGCGCCUCCAAGGUGCUGUACUGUGAGAAGUGCGGCUUCGCGUCCGCGGACCCCGCCGCGUUCAAGAAGCACAUGAUGGAGCACGGAACCAGGUUCUACUGCUUCUACUGCAACGCCGCGUCCUUCAGCGAGGCGGAGCUGAACGAGCACCUGAAGCAGCACACGUCCAAGUAUCCGUUCAAGUGUCCCCACUGUGGACAGGGCUACAUGAGGAGGUUGUGCCUGGUGAAGCACAUCGAACGUUUGCACAGCAACGGCGUGAACCAGGGGCCUCCUAAGGCCGGCACGGCGAAAGCUCCGCCCGUCACCGUCUCCAGUGCCUUAACGAGUGCGCCCGCCGCUGACCCGCUGCUGCCGCCGCUCCCCCGGCCCGUCGUCCGCGUUGCCGUGCCGACCCCGGCGGCACCGGCCGCCAGGCUGGGGAAGACGCUGGACUUGAACUUGGCCAACGCCACUAACGGCGGCGCAGAACGUCUGUCUCACCUGAACGGGAUCAUUCAGCCCAACCGGGCGCUUACCGUGUCCCUGCCGGAGGAGGUGAACAUCCCCGCCGGCUGCCUGGUGGAGCUGGUGGAGGUGAAGACCGUCAACGGGACCAAGGAGCUGAAGCUGCGGCUCAUCUCGCAGCAGGAGAACGAGUCGGUGAUAAAAAACGCCAGAACGCCGGCGGCUCCUCAGAACGCCGGCCCGGAGAAGCCCCUGUCGUCGGCGCUGCUCCGCCCCAACCGGGCGGCGGGCGCCGGGAUGUGCGCCGGCAGCAGGAAGCAGAGCGAGACGCAGACGAUGACGGCCGUCGGCGCGAAGAUCCCCAACGGUCCGGCCAACGCGGCAAAACAGGAGAAGGCGCCGCAGAAGAGGCCCUCGACGGAGAUUAUCAACCUGGAGUGCGACGCGGUCGUCCCGAGCAAAGUCCCCAAAACGGUUCUCACGCCGGCGCGGGAAGCCAACAGCGGGAUGAGAGUCCCGCAGGCGGCGCCGGGGAACCGCGGCUCCUCGUCUUCUGCCGCCGCGUCCGGCAGGGUCCCCGUCAGGCUGAGCGGCGCUCUGCAUCCCCCGGCUGGUGUUGCUAAAGUUCCUCCGAGGGCUGUGGAGGAGAGGAACAAAGGGACCGUGGAUCUCUCCAAGAGCGCUCCGCCCAGGAGGCUGUCCGACUCGAACUGUGUUCAAGAAAUGCCCGGGAAGCCGGGCGGCAGGGAGGUCCGCCUGAAGAGCAACGCCGCUUCUGGGGAGGACAAAGACGUGGUGUGCUUGGAUCAGCGAAGCACGCCGCCUCCCAAGCCUUUGAGGGCUUCCGCUCCUCCAGCCGUCCAAGUGAGACCUCCUGCCGUCUCGGUCAGCAAAGACAACCUGACCCACCAGACUUUUCCAAUACCGAGCAGUCUGAUGAAACCCGUGUCGGUGAAACCCCCCGUGUCGUCCAAACCCGCCAACCCUAAACCGCCGACCUGCGUCCAGGAGGCCCGGCCUAAAAGCGUACCAAAAGACGGAGGUGUCUCGGAGCCGCGGAGCUUCCCGGUCAUCUCCUCUGUGUUUUCGCUAAGCCAGCAGCCCGAGGGAGGCAGGGGCCCCAUUCAGCCGCUGGUGAUGGCUCUGCAGGGGAUGGUGAUGGGUAAGAAGCAGAGCACAGGUCCAGAUCAGGUCAGAGGCGACACGGACGGAACGAGGAAGACGGCGCCUUCUGGCCGGUGCGUGCCGCUGGCCGCGAAGAACGGGGCCUUCCCCCGCGGCGUGCCGCUGGCAGAGGCGGCAGCCGAGUGUGUAAAGGUGGAGGAGCAGGAAAACCUGCAGCUGCCGGCGCCGAAACAAAACGCCACUCGCAUCAAGAAGGAGGAAAGCGGAGCAAAAACGACGGACGCUAAAAAGCGCGACUCGGAUGCGGCUGAAAAGCCCUCCGCACCUGAAGACUCUGAACCCACGGAGGCGCCCGCCGCCGUAGACCCCCUGCAGCCAACGGACAAAAGCAAGGGGGGCGACUCCUCCCGGUUCUUGACCAUCUCCCUGAAACGGGUCCAGGUCGGGGUCUGGAAAAAAAGCAAGAAAGGACUGAAGCUGCGCAUCUCCAGAUACAAGCCCCGGCUGCCCGCGGGCGGCCUCAACGACUGCACGGUCAUCUACCCCAUGCCGCUGAAGGAGGACCAGCCCGUGAAGCGGCCCGGGCCCAACCAGCCGGUGGUGGUGCUCAAUCACCCGAAGCCCCGGGCCUGCGUGCAGAGGACGAGGGCGGACUCGUUUUCCGACGCGGGCUCCCCGGAGGCGACUCCAAAGUGCCAAAUUUUAAAAAUGAGGCUCAGCAAAGGGAUCGGGCAGAGCUACGAAGUGAUGGGCUGUACCGUCCGAGACUUUCCCUGAAUGUAGUGUCCCGUCUGCGGACCGGAGUGUACAUUUAUUAUUAAAGAAGUAGUGUUAUCAUUAAAGUCUCGCAAAAAAAAAAAAUAAAAUAAAAUUACAAGGCAGUUAUUUUCUUAUUGCAAAGAAAAAGAAACAAACAUAAAUGUCGUAUAUUAUACUGAAUAUUCAAGUGCAAUGCAGUCGGAUGCGUUUAUGCCCAGGGGGUUUUGGACUGUGUGCCACUGUAGAUUGCACAAACCGACGCAGAGGUCGAGUGCUGCUUAAGAAAAACCCGACGGUCCUUCUGAAGUUUUAUCGCAUUUUAUUUAAGAGCCGCUCUAUGCGGGCCGAGUUCACCGGACACGACUCGCACGUGUUCACGUCACCGUAUGCGACGAUCCAACUUUGAUGCACACGUUCAAACAUUCAGAUCAGCAUUAAAGUUUGGAAUCUAUCGCCAAUUAGGUUUGAAAUUGCAGAAUGAGUAGCAACGGGUGAAUUUCCCCCCCUGCAAAACGGUAAAACUUUCCAGCAGCCCCCCGGAGACGCGCCCCUUGCGGCUCGGGCACCCCGCGGCGACCAGAGCGCGCCCCUGCGAGGUGUGGGGAAGGGAAAUUUUAGACGUAAAUUUUGUUUUUUUUUAUUUAUUCUUUUGCUCUUCGCAACGCACGUUUGGUUAAGUUAAUCAGCACUGAUGCGUUCGGCCGGUAUUGUCAAACUGACCAGCGGCGUGGUGAGAAACGUCGCUGUUUUUCGUAACUUGAAGUGUUUUGCUACUCCGUGGAUUGGGAGCGUCGUGGGCGUGGCCAGGUGAGGGGGCUCCGUGACCGGAGGGGGAAAGGGGGAAGACUUUGAACCGAACACUAAGGCUGGAGCGCAGAUGAAGAAGAAAAGGAUUUAAUGUUUUGUUUUUUUUUGCCUGAACUAGCAGAUUAAAAGUCUCCAACACAGUGUGUUAACUUAUCUUGCCAUGUGUGAAUUUACUGUAAAAGCUCUCGACUGGGAAGCUAAACAUGUGAUCAGCAACUCCUUUUAACAAUUUUUUUUUUUUAUAUAUAUAUACAUCUAUAAUUUCUGUCCCGUGCUUUCAGUUGCCCAUUCGAUCUGAAGCAAACAAAGCAAAGCGUCCGAAUGAAACGGAUUAACUGUUGUAACAUUUUCCUGUCUUGAUGAUGCUAAAUGUAAUUGUCCUUGAGCCGUCCAGGCCUGUUGUGUAUAUAUUUCUUUUGAGUUUUUUGAGUUUGACUUGCGUAAAUCUUUUGACCUGACCAUUUUCAGGCUGUUUUUAUCUGUCUAUCUGCGUUUAUGAUGUAAUCAAGUCCUAUAAGGUGCUAGACCUAUGGUUACAUCAAUUUGGCUGCCCACAGAUGUUAUUGUUUAUGGACAUUUUCUGUUUCUUUUUUUUUUCUUUCGGGGUCACGUUUGUCAUGUUUUUGUAAAUAGACCCAAAUAUGAAAAUCUUAUCUAUCUAAAUGUAUAAAACAAACUGCGGUGUUCAUAUUUGAUUGGUAUGAACGCCCGCCAGCUCAUAUCCUCCUUUCCGCUGCAGUAUCUGAAGCUGCUGUGCAGUCACCAUUAUAAAUUAUUUCCAAAGUGUCGGAACAUUUUCCCUUCCCUGCUCAUUUGUGCUAGAGUUAGUCUUAAUCUAGUCCAAAGGUGUUUAUUUUUUUGUUUUGUUUUGUUUUUGUUUCGAUUCACACUCAGUGUUCAUUAUCAUUGUGUUCCAUGCUUUUAUAACAAUUGUGUAACUCCACUUUUUCUAAUAAAAUCAGGGGGAAAUAUAUCGAC